Molecule: messenger RNA, 3038 nt
Organism: Chlorocebus sabaeus (green monkey)
Lineage: Eukaryota; Metazoa; Chordata; Mammalia; Primates; Cercopithecidae
Gene: SLC22A16
Product: solute carrier family 22 member 16
Biological process (GO): transmembrane transport
Cellular component (GO): membrane
Molecular function (GO): transmembrane transporter activity
Source: RefSeq, a predicted model, not a curated record
AUGGAUAUGGCCACCACAAGGAAACAUGUGACUUUGCAAAGAGACAGAUGGACAGUGACUUGGACAACUGUACCAUAUCAGAAGCACACCAGCUUCCUGAGCACAGAAACAUCCAUCUCCAGCCCAGAGAUAGAAAUGUUUGUAAAACAAUGUAACAAGGUUCUGCCCAGUCUCCUACUAGGUGUCCGGGGAAUGGGUCGGGGGGAUAAGGAGGAGGAGGAGGAGGAGGAGGAGGAGGAGGAGGAGGAGGAAACAGGCGUGUUCUGGCCAGAGCCCAGCUGGCUUCACCUAGUGGAUCUUCACCAGGGCCAUGGGCGGAGCUGUCUGCCAGUCCCGGGGCCCCGGCCGGCACUCUUCAGUCCUUGGGCGGUCGAUGGGACUGGGCGCUGCAGUGCAGGGGAUGGCGCUCGUAGGGGAGGCUUGGGCUGCUUAGGAGCCCGCAGCAGUUGGGGAGGCUUAGGAGCCCACAGCGGUGGAGGAGGCUCGGGCAUGGCAGGUUGCAGGUCCCAAGCCCUGCUCCGCGGGGAGGCAGCUGAGGCCCCGGGAGAAUUUGAGCUCAGCGCCAGCAGGCCGGCACUGCUGGGGGACCUGGUGCACCCUCUGCAGCUGCUAGCCCGGGUGCUAAGCCCCUCACUGCCCGGGGCCCAUGGCGCAGGCCGGCGGCUCCGAGUGCGGGGCUGUGGAGCCCAUGCCCACCCCGAACUUGCACUGGCCCUCGAGCUCUGGUGCACAGCCCAGGUUCCUGACCACGCCUCUCCCUCCACACCUCCCCGCAAUGACAAUUUUUCCCAGGCGUUGGGGCUUCCCUCGAGCGUGACGACCCCACGGUUACGGUGCCAAGAGCCAGCCAGGCUGGCGGCGGGGCUGGCGGGAGAGCGGCGGGGCUGGGGGCGCGGGCAUCACGCGACCGCGGGCUCCGGGACCACAGCGCGCCGGGGAGGAGGCCGAGGCGGCGGGAAAAAGCCGAAGAUACUUGAGGGGACGGAGUGGCCAAGCGACGGAGGGAGGAACAGAGUACAGCCUCGCGCUCGUACCGAGCACUCGGACGCGCGGGGAGCGCAGGAGGCCGGGCGGGGAGGUUCGGGGCGGGGCGCGCUACCCGCAGCCCCCGGAGCUCGGCUAACUCUGCGCCCAGUGCACGGCAGCACCAUGGGGUCCCGCCACUUCGAGUGGAUCUAUGACCACGUGGGGCACUUCGGCAGAUUCCAGAGAGUCCUCUAUUUCAUAUGUGCCUUCCAGAACAUCUCUUGUGGUAUUCACUACUUGGCUUCCGUGUUCAUGGGAGUCACCCCUCGUCAUGUCUGCAGGCCCCCGGGCAAUGUGAGUCUGGUUGUUUUCCACAAUCACUCUAAUUGGAGUUUGGAGGACACCAGGGCCCUGUUGUCUUCAGGCCAGAAAGAUUAUGUUAUGGUGCAGUUGCAGAAUGGUGAGAUCUGGGAGCUCUCGAGGUGUAGCAGGAACAAGAGGGAGAACACAUCAAGUUUGGACUAUGAAUACACUGGCAGUAAGAAAGAGUCUCCUUGUGUGGAUGGCUACAUAUAUGACCAGAACACGUGGAAAAGCACUGCGGUGACCCAGUGGAACCUGGUCUGUGACCGAAAAUGGCUCGCAAUGCUGAUCCAGCCCCUAUUUAUGUUUGGAGUCCUACUGGGAUCGGUGACUUUUGGCUACUUUUCUGACAGGCUAGGACGCCGGGUGGUCUUAUGGGCCACAAGCAGUGGCAUGUUUUUGUUUGGAAUAGCAGCGGCGUUUGCAGUUGAUUAUUACACCUUCAUGGCUGCACGCUUUUUUCUUGCCAUGGUUGCAAGUGGCUAUCUCGUGGUGGGGUUUGUCUAUGUGAUGGAAUUCAUUGGCAUGAAGUCUCGGACAUGGGCGUCUGUCCAUUUGCAUUCUUUUUUUGCAGUUGGAACUCUCCUGGUGGCUUUGACAGGAUACUUGGUCAGGACCUGGUGGCUUUACCAGAUGAUCCUCUCCACAGUGACUGUCCCCUUUAUUUUGUGCUGUUGGGUGCUCCCAGAGACACCUUUUUGGCUUCUCUCAGAGGGACGAUAUGAAGAAGCACAAAAAAUAGUUGACAUCAUGGCCAAGUGGAACAGGACAAGCUCCUGUAAACUGUCGGAAUUUUUAUCACUGGACCUACAAGGUCCUGUUGGUAAUAGCCCUACUGAAGUUCAGAAGCACAGCCUAUCACAUCUGUUUUAUAACUGGAACAUUGCGACAAGGACGCUUACCGUUUGGCUAAUUUGGUUCACGGGAAGUUUGGGAUUCUACUCCUUUUCCUUGAAUUCUGUUAAUUUAGGAGGCAAUGAAUACUUAAACCUCUUCCUCCUGGGUGUAGUGGAAAUUCCCGCCUACACCUUCGUGUGCAUCGCCAUGGACAAGGUCGGGAGGAGAACAGUCCUGGCCUACUCUCUUUUCUGCAGCGCACUGACCUGUGGUGUCGUUAUGGUGAUCCCCUACAAACAUUAUAUUUUGGGUGUGGUGGCAGCUAUGGUUGGAAAAUUUGCCAUUGGGGCAGCGUUUGGCCUCAUUUAUCUUUAUACAGCUGAGCUGUAUCCAACCAUUGUAAGGUCGCUGGCUGUGGGAAGCGGCAGCAUGGUAUGUCGCCUGGCCAGCAUCCUGGCGCCGUUCUCCGUGGACCUCAGCAGCGUUUGGAUCUUCAUACCACAGUUGUUUGUUGGGACUAUGGCCUUCCUGAGUGGAGUGUUAACACUAAAGCUUCCAGAAACCCUUGGGAAACAGCUGGCAACUACUUGGGAGGAGGCUGCACAACUGGAGUCAGAGAAUGAAAGCAAUUCAAGCAAAUUACUUCCCACAACUAAUAAUAGUGGGCUGGAAAAAACAGAAGUGAUUACCCCCAGGGAUUCUGGUCUUGGGUGAAUAAAUGUGCCAUGCGUGCUGUCUAGCACCUGAAAUAUUAUUUACCCUAAUGCCUUUGUGUUAGAGGAAUCUUAUUCUCAUCUCCCAUAUGUUGUUUAUAUGUCUUUUUAAUAAAUUUUGUAAGAAAAUUUUAAAGCAAAUGUGUUAUAAAAGAAAUA